AUGUCGUUUCAAAUUGUCCCUAGAUUUUCCUUGUACAUAAUAUUUGUAUUCCUUAUCAUCCUUACAACAGUAAAUGCCCAGAAUAUUGCCUUUACUAUGGGGCAAGUUAAGACAGUGAGGACAGCCCUCCCAACGUCUUCGGAGGAGGUUCUAGAUGGAGCUAAAUAUAUAGAGUAUGCUAUUUUCUUAGCAAUUUUCCUUGUGAUCCCCAUUCUGUUUGGUGUGAUUGGUUAUAUUGCAAUAAUGAUAUUCUGUUGUUGUAGAUGUUGUGGGUUCUGUGGUUCAAAUGUACCAACAUCAUCUGAGGCCUACAAGAGAAAGCACCUUAUUGCUCCAGCUAUUGUCUUGGCUGUGCUCUAUUGUUGCUUUAUUCUAUUGGGAAUUAUUGGUGUGAUCUUCUCUGCCCAAGGUUCAACACACGUGAGAGUCAUGAUUGAUGAAACUUUGACAUUUACUAGCAGUGUCACUGGUUCCCUGAAAAAUGUUGGUAAUCUCCCAGCCAUUAUUACCACUCAAUUAAAUGGACUCCCAGAUGCGAUCGAUCCACUUUUAAAUAAGGCUCUGAAUGCAACUGCACCUCUAGAUACAAUUUCAACUCUUGUUGGAAACACAAUCACACAACUAGGCACCUUCAACUCAUCCACCAUUGAAAAUAUCAACAAGGAAGUUGUAAAUAUUAGAAGUGGUAUCGACACUUUGAGAGCUAGUCCAAAACUUAGUGGAGUUCCAGCCUCUAGUGAAAUUCCUGAUAUCAAAUCAACUGUUUCUCCUUCCAUUACAUCUGGCUUGCAAGCAAUUACAUCUGCCAAAUCAUCGAUUGAUUCUGGAAAAGAUACCAUCAAGACCAAGAUUAGUUCAGUUAAAAGUCUUAUCAAUGACACAAUUUCAAGCCAAUUUGGUCCUUCACUCAGUAGCGCUUUGGGAAGUAUUCAACAACCUAUUGCUUCAAUUCAAUCCUCAGUUGACACCUACCUAAACAAUCAAACAGUUAAUGACGCUAAGACUUAUUCCAAGCUUGCUGAAAAUAUUAGAGUUUCACUUUCCAUUGUCCUCUUCUGUUGGUGUGGAAUAAUCUACAUUUUUGUAUUUAUUGGUAUUAUUUUCAGAAAGACUUGGUGUGUACAUAUUACAACUACAUUGGCCUUUAUUACUGCUUGGAUUUUCAUUCUUUUGGCAGGUAUUCAAGUUCCAGCAUUUAUGCUUAUCAAUGAAGUAUGCACAAAUGGUCCAAAAACUGUUGGAUCUAUCGGUGAUCAAGCUUUGUCAAGUAUGCUCACUGGAACUGGUGGAAUCAAAUUCCAAAACGUUUCUGUAAUGUUAACAACCAUGUCUACCUGUAAAGAUGGUCAAUCUUUGAUUGAUGUUGUAUUUGGUACUGAUGCAUUCUCUGCUUUGGGUAUUAACAGUAUGCUCGUUUCUGUAACUGAUUCAUUCAGCACCCAAGCUUCAGUUUUUAACAUUUCUUCUGUUACCGAAAGUGCAAAGAAUUCCAUGACCACAUCUUCUAUUGGCUCUAUCAAUGUUGACUAUACAAGUACCCUCACUGAUGCUAGGGCCAAACUUGCAAAUGGUACUUCAUCAUUGAAUAAUCUUUCUGGUUUUUCCGGUUUCAAUGCAACAGAUUUUGAUGCUGCUCUUAAUGCUCUCAAUGCAUUCACCACUGCCAAAAUAUCAGCUACCUAUACGUAUGAUAAUUUUGAAACAUUUGAUCCUUCCGGACUUGCCUCAAACUCUGACAAAGUUGAAGGUGAAACACUCAAGAAUGCAACCAGAUUACAACACAAUACUCAACUGGCAGCCUUGGCAGAAAUUGCCUCCUACAAUCAAACCUUGAACAUUAUUAAUGCCAAUAUGGAUGCUUUAAUUGUUGAUGUUGCAUCUGCUAAGACUUUGGUCAGUUCAUUUGGUACCUUGACAUCAAAUAUCCUUUCUCAAAUUGAUCUCCUUACAACUAAUGUUCAAAAUUUCAUUGCCACAUUCCCACAAGAAACACUCAAUUUUGUUUUGACUUUUGCACAUGCCUUACUUAAAACAAUUGGCGCAGAAGUUGCUGGUUGUACAUAUAUGGCUAAUUAUAUUACAGCAACAGAUGGUGCUGUGUGUAAAGGUAUUUCUUGGGAAUUAUUAAUUACAGGUAUUACUUGUUUCUUUAUUGGUAUUCUAAUGCAUAUUGGUUGUGUUAUUAAUGUUGUCAUUGCCAAGAGAAUUAAAUAUCAAGCUGGUACAAGAGUGCAUCCAGGUUUGUCUUUGGAAAUGAACUAAUAAAGCACUUUG
This is a messenger RNA of Naegleria gruberi, 2274 nucleotides long. RefSeq lists its product as uncharacterized. Gene Ontology annotation, cellular component: membrane. Lineage: Eukaryota; Heterolobosea; Eutetramitea; Acrasida; Naegleriidae. The coding region runs from base 1 to 2262 and encodes 753 amino acids. The record is from RefSeq and is a predicted model, not a curated record. The transcript has a single exon.